Molecule: messenger RNA, 2655 nt
Organism: Cervus elaphus (red deer)
Lineage: Eukaryota; Metazoa; Chordata; Mammalia; Artiodactyla; Cervidae
Product: E3 ubiquitin-protein ligase TRIM50
Exons: 8
Coding region: 276-1739 (487 amino acids)
Molecular function (GO): zinc ion binding; protein binding
Source: RefSeq, a predicted model, not a curated record
AAGUGUGUCAGAGCACAAGUCCACUCCCUUUUGGGGUCUGUGAGGUGUGAACGGGCACCCGGCCCCUCUGUCUCCGACCCUCCCCCAGGCCUGGCCAAGGGAGAAGAGGAGGCCGAGCGGAUCGAGUCAGUGUUGCUGGCGUGAGGCCCCGCUGGAGGGCUCGGAGGAUCCCGAGAGGCAGUGCGGGGUUCUCCCUGGGGCCACUGCCGCCUUCUGGGCCCUUGGGGCUGGGAGCCAAAGGAGUGGAGGGAGCCGGCUCCAGGCGGGCGCCGUGGAUGGCGUGGCAGGUGAGCGUGCCCGAGCUGGAGGACCGCCUGCAGUGCCCCAUGUGCCUGGAGGUCUUCAAGGAGCCCCUGAUGCUGCAGUGCGGCCACUCCUACUGCAAGGGCUGCCUGGCGGCCCUGUCCCGCCACCUGGCCUCGGCGCUGCGCUGCCCCGUGUGCCGGCGGGAGGUGGACUACAGCAGCUCCCCACCCAAUGUCUCCCUGGCCAAGGUGAUCGAAGCCCUGCAGCUCCCCGGGGACCCGGAGCCCCAGGUGUGUGUGCACCACCGGAACCCCCUCAGCCUCUUCUGCGAGAAGGACCAGGAGCUCAUCUGCGGCCUCUGCGGCCUGCUGGGCGCCCACCAGCACCACCGGGUCACGCCCGUCUCCACCGUCUACAGCCGCAUGAAGGAGGAGCUAGCAGCCCUCAUCUCCGACCUGAAGCAGGAGCAGAAGAAGGUGGAUGAGCAAAUGGCCAAACUGGUGAACAACAGGACUCGGAUUGUGAACGAGUCUGAUGUCUUCAGCUGGGUGAUCCGGCGUGAGUUCCAGGAGCUCCACCACCUGGUGGACGAGGAGAAGGCCCGCUGCCUGGAGGGGGUGGAGGGCCACACCCGUGGCCUUGUGGCCUCCCUGGACAUGCAGCUGGAGCAGGCCCGAGGCGCUCGGGAGCGGCUGGUCCAGGCCGCGGGUGUGCUGGAGCAGUUCGGCAAUGAGAGUCACCACGAGUUCAUCCGGAAGUACCACGCCAUGGCCUCCAGCCCAGAGCUCCAGCAGGCCCGACUCUCGGAAGGUGCCUUCAGCCCCAUCUCCUUCAAGCCAGGCCUGCACCAGGCUGACAUCAAGCUGACGGUGUGGAAAAGGCUUUUCCGAAAGGUUCUGCCAGCCCCGGAGUCCCUCAAGCUGGACCCGGCCACGGCCCACCCGCUCCUGGAGCUCUCCAAGGGCAACACGGUGGUGCAGUGCGGGCUCCUGGCCCGGCGGCGCGCCAGCCAGCCUGAGCGCUUCGACUACAGCACAUGUGUCCUGGCCAGCAGGGGCUUCUCCUGUGGCCGCCACUACUGGGAGGUGGCGGUGGGCAGCAAGAGCGACUGGCGCCUGGGGGUCAUCAAGGGCACGGCCAGUCGCAAGGGCAAGCUGAGCAAGUCCCCGGAGCACGGCGUGUGGCUCAUCGGCCUGAAGGAGGGCCGCGUGUAUGAGGCCUUCAGCUGCCCCCGGGUGCCCCUGCCCGUGGCGGGCCACCCCCACCGCAUCGGCGUCUACCUGCACUACGAGCAGGGGGAGCUCACCUUCUUCGACGCUGACCGCCCCGACGACCUGCGGCCACUCUACUCGUUCCAGGCCGACUUCCAGGGCAAGCUGUACCCCAUCCUGGACACGUGCUGGCACGAGAGGGGCAGCAACUCCCUGCCCAUGGUGCUGCCGCCACCCAGUGGGCCCAGCCAGCUCUCCCCACUGCAGCCCACCAAGCUGUAGGGCUGCCUUUUCGCUUGCCAUGGGGGCUUGAGGGGUCCUGCUGACUCCGGUGAGCAGAGGCGAUGACUUCCUUGUUUGGGGAGGUCUUUGCCUGGGUGCCCCUAGAAACAUUUAUUGUUGGGAGAAUGCCUACGGUAGCCAGGGGCAUGUUUAUUAACCUCUAUCUGGGCUAUUAACCUGCUUAUUAGCCAGCAGAGCCAGGCCUUGGGGUCCAAGGAUCAAGCUGGGCUUCCCUUGUGCACGCACGCUCAAGUCACUUCAGUCAUGUCUAACUCUUUGAGACCCCAUGGACUGUAGCCCGCCAGGCUCCUCUGUCCAUGGGGAUUCUCCAGGCAAGAAUACUGGAGUGGGCUGCCAUGCCCUCCUCCAGAUCUUCCCAACCCAGGGAUCAAACCCAGGUCUCUCAUAUCCUCUGUGUUGGCAGGCAGGUUCUUUACCACCCGUGCCACUUGAGAAGACCAGCCUUCCCUCAGCCCCUCCUAACCAUGAUUGCUGCUUACUCUUCCUCCUGAGGGUGGAAACACUCCCACACAUAAUUCCCCCAUCACUAUGAACUUUAAGGAUAAUAAAACAGACGUUAUUUCUUCCUUGUCAAAUGAUUUGCAAUGAUCAGUUGCUGCCCAUGCACGCUGCUUUAUGCUCAGGUCUUUAAAAGCAGCUCCAGCCUCUGGUGGGGCCGCAUCUCACAGCCCUUUGAUUUCCACACCAUCGCGUGGGCAACAAGGCCCCCGUGAGCUGCUGCCUUUGGCUAAUCUUCCUCCUGCCGUCUGUGUAAGUAAUAAUCAAAAGCUGCUUCUUGUCUCUCUUUUUGAAAAUUUAAAAAAUUUACUUGUUAAUUUUUUGGCCAUGCUGGGUCUUCACUGCUGUGCGCAUGCUUUCUCUAGUUGCGAUGGGCAGGCUUCUCACCGCAGUGGCU